Cyclopterus lumpus (lumpfish) is the source of this 1365-nucleotide messenger RNA. Its product is annotated as E3 ubiquitin-protein ligase RNF115. Gene Ontology annotation, molecular function: ubiquitin protein ligase activity. The coding region runs from base 385 to 1332 and encodes 315 amino acids. Lineage: Eukaryota; Metazoa; Chordata; Actinopteri; Perciformes; Cyclopteridae. Gene Ontology annotation, biological process: positive regulation of DNA-templated transcription; ubiquitin-dependent protein catabolic process; protein ubiquitination. The record is from RefSeq and is a predicted model, not a curated record. Gene Ontology annotation, cellular component: nucleoplasm; cytoplasm. The transcript is spliced from 8 exons.
UGAUGUUUCAUAACUGGAAAUGUGCUGCUGGAAAACAGCCUGGGUCGAGUUCUGUAAGUUAGUAAGUUACAAUAGAGGCAGCGAAUGCAAUACACUUGAACCGAGUUUGUGUUUAAAAGAAGAACAAAUUAAAGGUGUUUUUUAUCCUCUGGCCACGCCCACCAUGCUUGAGGAAAACUGCAUCCGUGAAACUCGUUGUUUCAGACCCCUUGAUCUUAUUUGAUCCUGUAUGAACUUUAUUUAUUAAAAAGGACAAUGUGAGGAGUGAUCGUGUUGCCUGCUCUGUGAUGGUAUUGAUGGAUUUCUGACAUGCACUAUGCCACGGGCACCGCUCUGACCCGUUGGAGACCGCGCUGACGUCACGCACUGGGCGUCACCGUGAAGAUGGCGGAGGCUGCGGACACACCACAACACCGGUUUUUCUGUCACUGCUGUAAAAGUGAAACAAACCCCAAACUCCCGGAUUUCGUCUGCCCCAGAUGUGACUCUGACUUCAUUGAGGAGGUGACAGAAGACUCCAGUCUCCUGCAGAAUAGCACACCAGUGGCCAGUGAGGACUCUAAUGCGGCAUUCUCAGAGGUAUGUCCUUACACAUGGCUUUUAAAAAUGUACACUCCUCUUUUUCUGACACUUUACUUGGUCUCUCUCUCCAAGUUAUGGCAGCUGCUGUUUAUGGAGCGCUCUGCUCUGCUGUCGCAUCCGCCCUCUUCCGAGUCCGAGCCUGAGGACAGCGAGCAGGUAUCUGCAGGUCAGAGCUGCCCUUCCUCCACUGAGGCCGGGGAACCAGAGUCUCCUUCCCAGCCUGAACAAGAGAGGUCGCCCAGGCCUGAACAAAGGCCUGCAGUGGAAGGGAUUGUGCACCAGUUCUUGGCCGACCUGUUUGCCAACAACGGAAACCCCGGUGCUGCACCAGCUGCACUAUCCAGCAUGCUACAGUUGCACUCAAACCCUGGGGAUUAUGCGUGGGGUCAGGGAGGUCUGGAUGCUGUCAUCACAGAGUUGUUAGGACAGUUGGAGGGCACAGGUCCACCCCCUGCUGAAAAGGAGAUGAUAUCAUCCCUGCCAACAGUGUGUAUCUCUCAAGAACAGACAGACUGCAGACUGCAGUGUCCAGUUUGUAGGGAGGAGUAUUCAUCAGGUGAAUCCGUCAGGAAGCUACCGUGCCUCCAUUACUUCCACAGUGAAUGUAUAGUACCUUGGCUGGAGCUGCAUGAUACCUGCCCAGUAUGCCGAAAAAGCCUCGACGGUGUCGAUAACAGCCCCCCGCCCACAUCAGAACCCCCAGAAGCUCGCUCCUUCAGGACGGAGCAACAGGAGAAGCAGGCGAUCUGAGAAAAGAGCCAAGCGACUGUGUAGCUGUUUUCA